Messenger RNA from Dovyalis caffra, 987 nucleotides. NCBI's taxonomy places the organism in Eukaryota, Viridiplantae, Streptophyta, Magnoliopsida, Malpighiales, Salicaceae. The record is from the annotation of a GenBank genome assembly.
AUGAAAUAUUAUCGCCAACCUGAGUGCCAUGUUGGUUUGAGACUUUCUCUGAGUGCCAUGUUGGCAAAGUGGUUUUUGGUUUCUGGGUUUCUGUCUAAGCAAGAAGAGUGGAAGAGCAAUAGCAUCCAAAUUCUAAAACAUUCCAAAGGUUGGGUUUCCUUGACCAACAAGCCAAUUCGAUCAGUUCCAUUGCCUGCCAAAAGCGAAGCCAAGGCAGGGUUUGAGGACUUGAGGGUAUAUAGAGCGGGAAGUAGGAAUGGCAAUGGGGGCCAUCCCUGCCCUGCCUCUUCUGAACUUUUGAACUUUGCUGUUGCUAUGAAGAAGAACAAAGGGAAACAGAAAUCUUCAGUACUAAGCCCAAAAGAAAAGACGAGAAAUUUCUUUGAUACCAACAAGGAAGAGCCUGGUGGUGGUGGUGGUGGUUCUUCGAAAAGGCCUAAGAGAGCUGCUGCAUGCAAAGAUUUCCAGGAGAAAUCUAUACGUUUGCGUGAAGAAAAGUCUUCUGUUGUUGAAUCAAAGAAAGAGCAACUUGCCAAUGAAGAGAUUUUAGCUCUUUGCUUGACUCAAGGACAAGAAGAUGGUCGCCCUAACAGGAGAUUGAUUGAUUUUGUUGCGCAUGAUGCAAACGGCACCCCACAGGCCUUGGAGAUGAUUGAAGUUGAUAAUAUGUUUAUAUCUGGUAUUAUAUUACCUCUUGAGGAGAGCCUUGACAAGGAAAAAGAAAUGAGCGUUAGGUGUGAAGGCUUCGGAAGGAUAGAAACAUGGGACAUCUCUGGUUACGAAGAUGGCUCCCCGUUUAUUUGGCUUUCCACAGAAAUUGCGGAUUAUGAUUGCAUUAAGCCUGCAAGUGGCUACAAGAAGUUCUUCGAUCAUUUCUUUCAGAAGGCCCUUGUUUGUAUUGAGGUGUACAAGAAACUGUCAAGACUUUCAGGAGGGACCCUGAUUUCACCCUUGAUGAGUUGCUUGCGGGGGUUGUGCGGUCUAUGA